Molecule: messenger RNA, 473 nt
Organism: Exaiptasia diaphana
Lineage: Eukaryota; Metazoa; Cnidaria; Anthozoa; Actiniaria; Aiptasiidae
Product: galectin-3-binding protein A
Exons: 1
Cellular component (GO): membrane
Source: RefSeq, a predicted model, not a curated record
AUGACUACUCGACCAUCUCGUCUCCUACUGAUUGGAGAUUAUUUUUCUUACACAGAAACAGCGCCAUUGAGAUUGUUAAACAAAACAAAACCUGCUUCAUCAUUAGUGCAAGGUAUUUUACAGAUUUAUUACAAUGCUUCAUGGGGUACAAUAUGCGAUGGCGGAUGGUCCUUGACUGCUACAAACAUAGCUUGUAAACAGCUUGGCUACCAUAGUGCAGCGACAUUYAARUACUUGGGAMAGGGACCUGAUCCAAUUUGGCUGGAUGGAUUGAAAUGCAAUGGCAAUGAAUCGUUACUAGAUCAGUGCCAUCACCGAGGAUGGGGUAUCCAUAACUGCACACACAGACAGGACGUUGGCAUCAUGUGUAAUACAAGUAAGGAACUCUUAAUUCUCAUACUAGAUGUUGAGUAUUUUAAUGAAACUUCUAACAGAAAGGGUCAUUCAGAAUCGACGAAAGUGCACUUCAAAGG